AUGGCACGCGCCGCCGCGGCCAUCCUGCCGCUGCUGCUGCUCCUUGCCGUGGCGGGCGGCGCCCUGGCCGCGUCCGCGGACAUGUCCAUCAUCGCCUACAACGCGGAGCACGGGGCGCGCGGGCUGGAGCGCACGGAGGCGGAGGCCCGGGCCGUCUACGACCUCUGGCUGGCCGAGAACGGCGGGGGCUCCUCCCCCAACGCCAACUCCAUCCCGGAGCGCGAGCGCCGGUUCCGCGCCUUCUGGGACAACCUGAACUUCGUCGACGCCCACAACGCGCGCGCCGCGGCCGGGGAGGAAGGGUACCGCCUCGGCAUGAACCGCUUCGCCGAUCUCACCAACGACGAGUUCCGCGCCGCCUACCUCGGGGUCAAGGCCCAGAGGGCGAGGCCCGGCCGCAUGGUGGGGGAGAGGUACCGCCACGAUGGGGCCGAGGAGCUGCCCGAGGCCGUCGACUGGAGGGAGAAGGGCGCCGUCGCCCCCGUCAAGAACCAGGGCCAAUGCGGGAGUUGCUGGGCUUUUUCUGCAGUCAGCACAGUAGAGAGCAUCAACCAAAUUGUCACCGGUGAGAUGGUGACAUUAUCGGAGCAGGAGCUUGUGGAGUGUGACACCAACGGGCAGAGCAGUGGCUGCAAUGGGGGUCUUAUGGAUGACGCCUUUGAGUUCAUCAUCAAGAACGGUGGCAUUGAUACCGAAGAUGACUACCCUUACAAAGCCAUUGAUGGCAGAUGUGAUGUUCUCAGGAAAAAUGCGAAGGUGGUGAGCAUUGAUGGCUUUGAAGAUGUCCCUGAAAAUGAUGAGAAAUCGCUGCAGAAGGCGGUUGCUCACCAGCCCGUGAGUGUCGCCAUUGAAGCUGGAGGCCGGGAGUUCCAGCUCUACCACUCGGGUGUCUUCAGUGGAAGGUGUGGCACGCAACUUGACCAUGGUGUGGUUGCUGUUGGCUAUGGCACUGAGAACGGCAAGGACUACUGGAUCGUCCGCAACUCAUGGGGUCCAAACUGGGGAGAAUCUGGGUACCUCCGCAUGGAGCGCAACAUCAACGUGACCAGUGGGAAGUGCGGGAUAGCCAUGAUGUCAUCGUACCCCACCAAGAAGGGCGCUAACCCGCCCAAGCCAGCCCCAACACCUCCCUCACCGCCGACGCCACCUCCCCCAGUCGCCCCUGACCACGUCUGCGACGAGAACUUCUCAUGCCCUGCAGGCAGCACCUGCUGCUGCUCGUUCGGCUUCAGGAACCUUUGCCUGGUGUGGGGCUGCUGCCCGGCCGAAGGCGCAACCUGCUGCAAGGAUCACUCCAGCUGCUGCCCGCCGGACUACCCCGUCUGCAACAUCAGGGCUGGGACUUGCUCAGCGACCAAGAACAGCCCGCUGAGCGUGAAGGCCUUGAAGCGCACCCUGGCCAUGCGGAACACGGCAUGA
Molecule: messenger RNA, 1419 nt
Organism: Triticum turgidum subsp. durum (durum wheat)
Lineage: Eukaryota; Viridiplantae; Streptophyta; Magnoliopsida; Poales; Poaceae
Source: the annotation of a GenBank genome assembly